Molecule: messenger RNA, 3427 nt
Organism: Phyllopteryx taeniolatus (common seadragon)
Lineage: Eukaryota; Metazoa; Chordata; Actinopteri; Syngnathiformes; Syngnathidae
Gene: mtss1la
Product: MTSS I-BAR domain containing 2a
Exons: 15
Coding region: 574-2901 (775 amino acids)
Biological process (GO): plasma membrane organization; cell projection assembly
Cellular component (GO): actin cytoskeleton; cytoplasmic side of plasma membrane
Molecular function (GO): phospholipid binding; actin binding
Source: RefSeq, a predicted model, not a curated record
AACAAAACAAAAAAGCCAGCCUCGACCCGCCCCCUUUCCAUUCCCAUGGAUCGUGUUACUGGAGGCUCCUCGACAUCUGCUGCUCCGGCGAACAACAGUGCGCGCUCCCGCGUCUCGAACCCGCGCCUGCGGCUCCUCCUGCCCUCUUCCCAGGACCACCGAGCUCUCUUCUUCUUCUCCUCCUUUUUGUGUGUGUGUGUGUGUGUGUGCGCGCGCGAGAGAGAGCUCACGUGGAGCCACCGUGCAUGUGCCCUCCACGUUUCCCGGCUGUAGCUGACCUCGCCGAGGACGCGCAUCCUCCACCGCUCGGUCUCCACUCAGUCCCGUGCGUGCGCCGGCUGCCCGACUCCACACGAGCCGGGUUCCAUCGAACUCUCAUCGAACUGAACACUUGUGUUUUUGCCUGUGCGCGCCUCAGGCAGCUGUUUUUUUUUUUUUUUUUUUUGCGGGUUGGCGUCCUCUCUUUGCCCCGGCAGAGGACAACUGAGGACGGAUGCGCGCAGCAGAAGUGUCUGAUGCUCUUUUGCCUCGUUUUUAGUCCUUUUUUUUUUUUCCAUUUCAAUUUGAGAGAGCAUGGAGUCCGUGGAGAAGGAGUGCGGGGCGCUGGGUGGGUUGUUCCAGGCUAUCGUCAACGACAUGAAGAGCUCUUACCCUGUGUGGGAAGACUUCAGCGCCAAGGCUACGAAACUGCAUUCUCAACUAAGGACCACAAUUCUGGCAGCUGUGGCGUUUUUAGAUGCUUUUCAGAAAGUGGCGGACAUGGCAACCAACUCAAGGGGUGCCACCAGGGAUAUUGGCUCCGCUCUGACCAGGAUGUGCAUGCGACACCGCAGCAUUGAGGCAAAACUACGCCACUUCACCAAUGCUCUAAUGGAAGGCCUGGUCACGCCACUCCAGGACAGAAUAGAGGAAUGGAAGAAGACUGCCAAUCAGCUGGACAAGGACCAUGCCAAAGAAUACAAGCGGUCUCGGCAAGAAAUCAAACGAAAGUCAUUAGAUACCAUCAAACUUCAGAAAAAGGCAAGAAAAGGGCGGGGCAACCUGCGCCCACAGCUGGACAGUGCCAUGCAGGACGUCAGCGACCUGUACCUGCUCAUGGAGGAGACGGAGAAGCAGGCCGUGCGCAGAGCACUCUUGGAAGAGAGAGGGCGCUAUUGUACAUUCAUUAACUUGCUGCAGCCUGUUGUGAAUGUUGAGAUUGCCAUGUUGGGAGAGACAACACACUUACAGGCCAUUGUUGAUGACCUUACGCUGUUAACUGAAGACCCGCACAAACUUCCUCCAGCAAGUGAGCAGGUGAUCCGGGACCUGAAAGGUUCAGACUUCACCUGGUCCUAUCAGACACCUCCCUCCUCUCCUAGCAGCAUCAGCUCCAGAAAGAGCAGCAUGUGCAGUCUUCUCCAGAUGCCCUCUGCAGGGGCCCAUCGGCUCAGCAGCGUCUCCUCUCACGACUCAGGAUUCGUCUCCCAGGAUGCCAACGCCCAUUCCAAGCCUCCUUCUCCCAUGCCCUCUGACAUCACCAGCCAGAACUCAACAAGCUCGGCCUCCUCCGAGGCUUCAGAAACCUGCCAGUCUGUCAGCGGGUGCAACUCCCCCACAGCGUUUGGCUCAUGCUCAUCCUUCGGCACCUUCCGCCCUGCUUUCUCUCACACUGGCACCAUCAGGCCUCUGUCUGUCAUACUUCCUGCGUCCCCCACAUUUAACCACUCCCCCGGAUCCAACACCCCCUCACCCACAUCAAAGGUUCCUAGCUGGAAGGAGUGGGCCAAAUCGAGCCAGUGUGAGGCGUCAUUGGCCAGCACUUUGCAGCGCAGGAGAGAGUCCCUGGAUAAAACGAGAGCCAUGGAAGCUCCGCCCAGUCCGAAGGGGUAUUCUGGGAUCCAAGGAGAUGACGCGCACCGAGCAAGAAUUGCCCCAGGAAUGAUCGCAGCUAAGCUCGGGGAGCCUCUGUCUCCGGCAGCCAGUACGCUCGCCAUGGUAUUGACGAGAGGCCUAAGCAUGGAGCAGCAGAAAAGCAGCAGAGACUCACUGCAGUAUUCCAGUGGCUACAGCACCCAGACAAACACCCCUUCGUGCUCUGAGGACACCAUCCCCUCCCAAGGUUCUGAUUAUGAGUGCUACUCUCUUAAUGGGGAUGCUGACACAGAAGCACCAACCGAGUUUGACAAGUCUUCCACCAUCCCGCGCCACAGCAACAUCGCCCAAAGCUACCGCCGCAUGAUUCAAACCAAAAGGCCUGCCAGCACAGCAGGCCUUCCUGCAGGUAAGAGCCUGCAGGGGGCUACAAACGGUGCCGGGGUCAGCAACGGAGGAACGGUUGUCUCCGGAACGGCGACUAUUCGGCGGACGCCGUCCUCCAAGACCGGGGUGAGACGCACACCUUCCACAUCCGGCCCCAUUCCCAUACGACCUCCCAUUGUGCCGGUGAAAACCCCCACUGUGCCUGACUCGCCGGGGUACGCCAGCCCGCCCCAGCAUCGCGCAUGUAGUGAAGACUUUGUCUACUCAGACGAUCCGUAUGCUAGUGAAUACGUGAGGGCUUCUCCUCAGCAAAGGAGCCUCCCUGACACAGCGUGGGCUUGUGGACGUACACACAGGACUUCUUACACCCACCCGGGCCAAGGCGUGGCCACCCACAGUGCUGAGGAGGACUCAAUGCUGGCUGCCAACCGCCAUAGUCUGGUGGAGAAAAUAGGAGAGCUGGCGGCCAGUGCCCAUGCCCUCGGUGAGGGUCAAUUCCCCUUCCCCAGCUCAUCAUUAGGGGAUUCUACGCCUUGUGCACUCCAGGAGGCGUCUUCUGAAGGCCAAAAAGGCAUAGACAUGCUGGUGACUAUACGUCGGGGCGUGAAGCUCCGCAAGACAGUUACUGAUGACAGGUCGGCCCCUCGGAUCCUGCGGUAGCUGACGAAAGUGUCUUUGAGAAGAAAUAGGACAGCGCUCACGUUGGUGCCGUUGGUGUUCAUCAUUUCACGUCAUGCAUGUUUUAUGUACAUAUAAUGUAGCCCCUAUUUUUUUUUUUUUCGUUUGAUUUGUUAUAUAUAUAUAUAUAUAUAUAUUGUUUGUUUAGCCUUGUGGGUGUUGAUCUCCCCCUCUUGCCCCCUCUUUUGAUCCUCAUGCUCCGGUUCUCACAAAAUCUUAGUGACGCAAUGAAUCCUGUGUGUCUCUGUUUCCUCUUGCUCUUAAUGUACAAUUAUUUUCUUCCUCAACAAUGCACCUAUCAUUGGAACGUGAUGGUCGAAGAGCUCUGUGAGCCUCUCCGUGUGUCGUGUUUCCCAUCUUUACCGUGCAACACCAUUAUUACUGUUAUAUAUCAGAAGUUCAGCAGCAGCUUGGUGAUUCAUUUAUAAUAGAAGCAGUAUGGCAGUGUUUUUAUUGCUGUAAUGUACUGUCUAUAUAUUCUGCAAUUAAACAAGCUUUGUAUUGUUAA